CCCACUACCAUUCCGUCGAACAGCUUGCGAGCCCAACCCUAACCAGCACCCCGCGCUAAACCACCAUGCGAGGCCUCGGCGCCGCCGCCGCCGCCGCCGCCCGGCGGCACGCGAACCUCCCCUCAUACGCCGCCGCUUUCUCCUCCUUCUCCGGCAUCGGCGGAAGCGGUGGCGCUGGACGCGGGCGCGGGCGCGGCCUACCACCCUCCGCCUCCGCGCCGCAGCGCGCUCCCGGGCGCCCCAUUCCCGACGACGGCGACGACGAUGGCGCGGCGGAUCUCUUCGCCGCAGCGUCUUCCGCCGGCCGUGGCCGCGGGGAGCCCGCGAUCCCGCCCUCCCCCACCAUCCCGCCCUUCUCGUCCUUCUCCGGCGCCGGCCGCGGUCGUGGAUCGCCCCUGCCACCGCCGCCGUCCGUCCAAGAUGCCCCCAAGCAACCGACUUUCACCAAGCGGUUCGACUUCGGGCCCCCUUCAUCCGAUCCGGACCCGCCAACGACAGUUGCCUCCUCCUCCUCCUCCUCCGAACCACCGCGUUCGGUCCCUACCGCCGGCGCCGGCCGCGGCGUGCCGCGCGUGCAGCAACCGGCGGACAGAGCCCCCGAGGAGAACCGCUUCGUUCGACGUCGCGAGGCGAAGAAAGCGCCCGCCCCUUCCGCCCCAAGCGGGCAGCCGAAACUGGCCCCACAGGACGCCGUGAAGCGCGCUCUGGAGCUCCUUGCCCGUGGCGGCGACGGCGGACGCGGCAGAGGGGGACGCGGCCCCCGCGGGCGUGGCCGUGACGGUGGCCGCCGGCCUGCUGCGGCGGACGAGCGCGAUUCGCUCUUCUUUGGGGACAACGCUGACGGCGAGAAGCUCGAGAAGCGGCUCGGUGCGAAGAAGAUGGAGAUUUGGGACGCGGCGUUCAACGAGGCGGCAGAGCAGGCGCUGCCAGACCCAGAGGAGGAUGAUUAUUUGGAAGCUGUGCACACCAAUAACAUGAUUGAGUUUGAGCCAGAGUACCAUGUGAACUUUGGUAAUCCUGACAUUGAGGAGAAGCCGCCGAUGUCAUUAGAGGAGGUGCUGCAGAAAGUGAAGCCAUUUAUCGUUGCCUAUGAAGGCAUCAAGGACCAGGACGAAUGGGAGGAAGCCGUGAAAGAUGUCAUGGAAAGGGCACCCCAUAUGAAAGAGCUUAUAGACAUGUACAGUGGGCCUGAUGUCGUAUCUGCAAAACAGCAAGAAGAGGAGCUGCAAAGGGUUGCCCACACUCUUCCAGAGAGCAUACCUAACUCAGUAAAGCGGUUUACAGAUAAAACUUUACUCUCUCUUAAGAAUAAUCCUGGCUGGGGUUUUGACAAGAAAUGUCAAUUCAUGGACAAGUUUGUUCGUGAAGUUUCAGAACAAUACAAGUGAAAGCCUUCUGGUACAAUGUUGUAAGAUCUCAUUUUGCCCCUAAGAAGAUUUAGCAGAUUUUCCCUUUUUCAGAGAAGGUUUGAUGUUAUGUUCAAUUCAUGCUAUAUUCCCUUCUACUGGGAUGGUAGUUAGGCAAAUAAAAUCACUGGAAAACAUGGAUAUUUCUUCUAGGAGAUUUUCCUCUUGUCAUUUUUUGUUCUAGAAGUGCCAUCGCCAUUUGUUUAUGACAACUGAAACUCCCUUACCUCAAGGCACUGGUCGAAUUAUGAAUGCUUGAUUAAGGUGCUAAUCAAAUUAUGUAUGUUUGAAUUGAUCAGGGAGUGAUCUAUUUCCUGUACUA
This is a messenger RNA of Lolium perenne, 1728 nucleotides long. RefSeq lists its product as uncharacterized. The record is from RefSeq and is a predicted model, not a curated record. NCBI's taxonomy places the organism in Eukaryota, Viridiplantae, Streptophyta, Magnoliopsida, Poales, Poaceae.